Messenger RNA from Lepus europaeus (European hare), 1715 nucleotides. It is a transcript of the gene WBP4, whose product is annotated as WW domain binding protein 4. Gene Ontology annotation, biological process: mRNA splicing, via spliceosome. Gene Ontology annotation, molecular function: protein binding; zinc ion binding; RNA binding. NCBI's taxonomy places the organism in Eukaryota, Metazoa, Chordata, Mammalia, Lagomorpha, Leporidae. Gene Ontology annotation, cellular component: nucleus; precatalytic spliceosome. The transcript is spliced from 10 exons. The record is from RefSeq and is a predicted model, not a curated record. The coding region runs from base 413 to 1558 and encodes 381 amino acids.
CGAGCCUAGAAGGAGGGUGGAGAGUCUGGGCCUCAGAGGAGGAGCGAGAGAAAGCGGGGUGGCUCGGGGACCUGAGGCUCGAGAGGCCCGUCCUUCGGCUCAGGUCCCGUCGCGCUUUCGCCCCUUCUGGGUGACCUCAACCCCUUUAUACAGACCCCACCUCUCCGGAGCCGGGAGUACCGCCCCUGGAGGGGGAGGGGAAGAGCUGGCGACUGGAACGCGGAUUGAGUCGUGCGGGCACCCGUAGCUGGGCACCGUGGAACGCCGGUCCCGGGAGAGAAGGGAGGUGUUCCCCGGCCGGGAGGGCAGCUCGGGUGGGCCUCGCGGCGGGCCGGGGCCUGACUCGCCCCCGCCCUGAAGAGCGCGAGCGUGAGUCGGAGCUGGGGCGACGCGCGGAGCGGCGGGCGCAGUCAUGGCAGACUACUGGAAGUCACAGCCAAAGAAGUUCUGUGAUUACUGCAAGUGCUGGAUAGCAGACAAUAGGCCUAGUGUUGAAUUUCAUGAAAGAGGAAAGAACCAUAAGGAAAAUGUGGCAAAGAGGAUCAGUGAGAUUAAACAGAAAAGCCUGGAUAAGGCAAAAGAAGAAGAAAAGGCAUCAAAAGAGUUUGCUGCGAUGGAGGCAGCUGCUCUGAAAGCAUACCAGGAGGAUUUGAAAAGACUUGGCUUGGAGUCAGAAAUUUCAGAGCCAAGUGUAUCCCCGGUAACGAGCACUGCCGCACCCACCCCUGCAUCAAAUCAACAGAAAGAAAAAAAGAAGAAGAAGAAGAAAGAUUCUUCAAAGGGCAGAUGGAUAGAAGGUGUAACAUCUGACGGCUACCAUUACUAUUAUGAUCUUAUCACAGGGGCAACUCAGUGGGAGAAACCUGAAGGAUUUCAAGGAAACAUAAAAAAGACAGGAGGGAAGACCAUUUGGGUAGAAGGUUUAAGUGAAGAUGGUUAUAACUAUUAUUAUAAUACAGAAACAGGAGAAUCUAAAUGGGAGAAACCUGAUGAUUUCAUUCCACACACUGGCAAUGUGCUUUCUGAUAAAGUCAAUGAAAAGUCAUUUAGUGCCCUAGAAGAAUCAAAAUCAUCAGAUUCACAUAGUGGUUCUGAAGGGGAACAGGAAGCAAAAGAAGAAGUCUCUACAGAAAGACCAAAGCUAAAAAUAAAGUUUAAGGAAAAAAUUAAAAAGACUUUUACAUCUCAGGAAAAAAAUAAAAAGAAUGAAGGAACUAAAUCAGAAACACAGAAAGAAAAAAACAUACCAAAACAAAAUUCAUCAGUUCCAAAUGAAGAAAAACCCAAAGUACAUAAAAAAUCAAAUCCUUACGGAGAAUGGAAAGAAAUUAAAGAAGAAGUCAAGUCUAAUGAAGAGGUAGAUUUGGAACUUCCAAACACUGAAAAUGAGUAUAUAUCAACUUCAGAAGGUGAUGGUGGGGAAUCAAAAGUGGUAUUUAAAGAAAAAACCGUCACUUCUCUUGGAGUUGUGGCGGAUGGUGUGGCCCCCGUUUUCAAAAAGAGAAGAAUUGAAAAUGGAAAAUCUAGAAAUUUAAGGCAACGAGGUGACGAUCAAUAAUUGUAAAAGAACUUCUUGCAUACACUUUUUGGACAGAAUGGAGACAAUACAUCUUAGAGAUUCUCUGUAUGUGUUUCUGACUAUUUUGAUGCUAAAAAUUUAGAUUUAUUCUAAAUGUAUUUUAUGUGAAUUAAAAUAAAUCUUUUUUUAAGAGAAA